Messenger RNA from Oxyura jamaicensis (ruddy duck), 5793 nucleotides. RefSeq names its product xanthine dehydrogenase (gene XDH). The transcript is spliced from 37 exons. The record is from RefSeq and is a predicted model, not a curated record. The coding region runs from base 162 to 4241 and encodes 1359 amino acids. Lineage: Eukaryota; Metazoa; Chordata; Aves; Anseriformes; Anatidae. Gene Ontology annotation, molecular function: xanthine dehydrogenase activity; iron ion binding; molybdopterin cofactor binding.
UACUCGCGGAGAAAUAAAGUCAGACGUUCUUGAGACAGACUCAUAUUACUUGUCGUGUCACUGGUGCUCACUUCCCUGUUAGGUGUAGGGUUGCUCUUAGGGGGAAGAGGGGUUGGUGGUGUCUGUGGCCCUAUUUGAGUCAGUUUUGGAAGGUGUGCAGGAUGGCGCCAGACAAGACAGGGGAUGAACUUGUUUUCUUUGUGAAUGGUAAAAAGGUGGUGGAAAAAGAUGUGAACCCAGAAACAACUCUGCUAACCUAUCUAAGAAGAAAAUUGGGCUUAUGUGGAACCAAGCUAGGCUGUGGAGAAGGCGGAUGUGGUGCUUGCACUGUUAUGAUAUCCAAGUAUGAUCCGUUUCAGAAGAAAAUCAUCCACCAUACUGCCAACGCUUGCCUCUUCCCCAUCUGUGCUCUGCAUCAUGUAGCUGUAACUACUGUUGAAGGCAUAGGAAACACAAAAUCCAGAUUGCAUCCAGUCCAGGAGAGAAUAGCAAAAAGUCAUGGGUCCCAGUGUGGCUUUUGCACUCCAGGCAUUGUCAUGUCCAUGUACACAUUGCUUCGGAACAAACCUGAACCCGACAUGGAGGACAUAGAAGAUGCUUUCCAAGGAAACUUGUGUCGGUGUACAGGAUACAGACCCAUUCUGGAGGGAUAUAGGACAUUUGCUAAAAACUCAAAUUGCUGUGGCAGAGCAACCCAUGGCACAGGAUGCUGUCGUAGUAAGAGGGAAAAUAGCAUGAAUGGGAGUUGUUGUGGAGGAAAGGCCAAUGGUCCAGGCUGCUGCAUGAAUGAAAAAGAGGACAAGGUGACAAUGAUGUCUUCCAGCCUGUUCAAUUCUUCUGAGUUCCAGCCGUUGGAUCCUACACAAGAACCAAUCUUCCCACCAGAGUUAAUGAGUCAGAAAAACAAACAGCAGAAGCAGCUGUGUUUCAAAGGUGAACGUGUAAUGUGGAUCCAGCCUACAACUCUCCAGGAACUGGUGGCCCUCAAAUCCCAAUACCCCAAUGCCAAACUUGUUGUAGGGAACACGGAAGUGGGUGUUGAGAUGAGGUUAAAGAACAUGUUGUAUCCAGUGAUAAUAGCACCAGCAUGGAUCGCUGAAAUGAACGCUGUUCAACAUACUGAAACAGGGGUCACCUUUGGCGCUGCCUGUACUCUAAGCUCAGUAGAAGAGGUGCUGAGAAAAGCAGUGGCAGAGCUUCCUUCUUACAAAACAGAGGUCUUCAAGGCUGUCCUUGAACAGCUACGGUGGUUUGCAGGGCCACAGAUCAGGAAUGUUGCAGCUCUUGGUGGGAACAUAAUGACAGCAAGCCCAAUCUCUGAUUUAAAUCCUGUGUUAAUGGCAAGCGGAAGCAAAAUGACCCUGGUAUCAAAAGAAGGCAAAAGGACAAUCAUGAUGGAUGAGAAAUUUUUCACUGGAUACAGAAAGACAACAGUGAAGCCCGAGGAAAUACUUCUCUCUGUUGAAAUACCCUACAGCAGGGAGGGUGAAUACUUCUCAGCCUUCAAGCAGGCUUACCGUCGAGAGGAUGACAUUGCUAUCGUGACCUGUGGCAUGAGAGUCCUGUUCCAAGCUGGCACUAGCCGAGUGGAGGACAUUAAACUAAGCUAUGGAGGAAUGGCUGCUACAACGAUCCUGGCACUAAAAACUUGCCAAGAGCUCAUUGGCAGAGACUGGAAUGAGAAGCUGCUGCAGGAUGCCUGCCGCUUGCUGGCAGGUGAGAUGGACCUGUCACCUUCUGCACCUGGUGGAAUGGUGGAUUUCCGACGCACACUCACACUCAGCUUCUUCUUCAAAUUCUACCUGACUGUCCUUCUGAAACUGAACAAGCACCACAACGGCCCUAACAAUCUGUGUGAGCCUGUCCCCUCAAACUACAUCAGUGCUACAGAGCUGUUUCACAAAGAUCCCAUUGCAAAUGCCCAGCUCUUCCAAGAAGUGCCCAGGGGGCAGGCGGCUGAAGAUAUGGUGGGCCGGCCUUUGAUGCACGUAUCAGCAGACAAACAAGCAUGUGGAGAGGCUGUUUACUGCGAUGAUAUCCCUCACUAUGAGAAUGAGCUGUAUCUAACGCUGGUGACUAGCACCAAAGCCCAUGCUAAAAUCAUUUCUAUAGAUGCUUCUGAAGCCCAGAGCGUUCCUGGGUUUGUGUGUUUUGUCUCCGCUAAAGAUGUUCCUGGCAGUAACGUCACUGGCAUCGCUAAUGAUGAGACUGUAUUUGCUGAGGAUGUGGUCACUUGUGUUGGUCAUAUCAUUGGUGCAGUUCUUGCAGACACACAAGAACAUUCCAGAAGAGCAGCUAAAGCUGUGAAGAUUACGUAUGAAGAGCUCAAACCUAUUGUCACAAUUCAGGAAGCUAUUGAUAAACAAUCCUUUCUUAAGUCUAUAAAGAAGAUUAUUAAGGGAGAUGUGAAGAAAGGAUUUGAAGAAUCUGAUCUCAUUUUGGAAGGAGAGAUGUACCUUGGUGGACAGGAGCACUUCUAUCUGGAAACACAGUGUACUGUGGCUGUGCCAAAGGGAGAAAGUGGUGAGAUGGAACUCUUUGUGUCCACCCAAAACUUAAUGAAAACACAGGAGUUUGUUGCCAGCGCACUGGGAGUCCCAUCAAAUAGGAUUGUGGUUCGAGUGAAAAGAAUGGGAGGAGGAUUUGGAGGAAAAGAGACUAGAAAUACCAUUUUGACAACUGCAGUGUCAGUGGCAGCCUUCAAAACUGGACGCCCAGUAAGGUGCAUGCUGGAUCGAGAUGAGGACAUGCUUAUAAGUGGUGGGAGGCAUCCUUUCCUUGGAAGAUACAAGGUUGGCUUCAUGAAAAAUGGGAAAGUCAAGAGUCUGGAGGUGUCGUACUACAGCAAUGGGGGCAACUCUACAGACCUCUCUCAUGGUGUUAUGGAUAGAGCCCUGUUACAUUUGGAUAACUCCUACAACAUCCCCAAUGUUAGCAGUGUGGGCACUGUCUGCAAGACCAAUUUGCCUUCCAACACAGCCUUCCGUGGUUUUGGAGGCCCCCAAGGAAUGAUGAUUGCUGAGUGCUGGAUGAGUGAUAUUGCUCAGAAGUGUGGCCUACCACCUGAAGAGGUACGGAAGCUUAAUCUUUAUAACGAAGGAGACCUCACUCAUUUUAACCAAAAGCUGGAGGGAUUUACUCUACGAAGAUGCUGGGAUGAGUGUUUGUCAAGCUCUAGCUUUCAUGCCAGGAAGAAACUAAUUGAAGAAUUCAACAAGCAGAAUCGCUGGAAAAAAAGAGGAAUGUGCAUUAUACCUACCAAAUUUGGCAUCAGCUUCACUAUCCCAUUUCUGAACCAGGCUGGAGCUCUGGUCCACGUAUAUACAGAUGGCUCUGUGUUAGUUACACAUGGCGGGACUGAGAUGGGUCAAGGACUUCACACCAAAAUGAUCCAGGUUGCUAGCAGGUCACUGGGAAUCCCCACCUCCAAAAUUUACAUCAGUGAGACCAGCACAAAUACUGUCCCAAAUACCUCCCCAACAGCUGCCUCUGUCAGUGCAGACAUCAACGGAAUGGCUGUCCAUAAUGCAUGUCAGACCAUCUUAAAAAGACUUGAUCCAAUCAAACAGUCUAAUCCCAAAGGAUCCUGGGAAGACUGGAUUAAAACCGCCUAUCAGGACUGUGUUAGCCUGUCGGCCACGGGGUUUUAUAGAAUUCCUGACCUUGGCUACGAUUUUGAAAAGAAUGAAGGGAAGCCAUUCUGCUACUUCAGUUAUGGCGUUGCCUGCUCUGAGGUUGAGAUAGAUUGCCUGACAGGUGACCACAAGAACAUUCGCACAGACAUUGUAAUGGAUGUUGGCACCAGUCUCAACCCAGCCAUAGAUAUAGGACAGAUAGAAGGAGCAUUUGUCCAAGGACUUGGGCUCUUCACCAUGGAGGAGUUACGCUAUUCACCAGAAGGGAACUUGUACACUCGAGGGCCUGGGAUGUACAAAAUCCCUGCGUUUGGAGACAUCCCAACAGAAUUCUAUGUAUCUCUUCUCCGUGACUGUCCAAACAGCAAGGCAGUUUAUUCAUCCAAGGCUGUGGGAGAGCCGCCUUUGUUCCUGUCUGCCUCAGUGUUUUAUGCCAUUAAAGAUGCCAUCUACUCAGCACGGAAGGACUCUGGCCUGACUGAACCAUUCAGGCUGGACAGCCCUGCCACCCCAGAGAGGAUCCGCAAUGCUUGUGUGGACAUCUUCACAAAAAUGUGUCCUUCUGCUGAGCCAGGGACCUUUAAGCCAUGGUCUGUGCGUGUGUAAAUGGAAAGUUUGAGGAGCAAACUCUCCUCAUGAAACUGCCUUGUGGUCCCUCUGUUGUAAACCCAGUAGGACUAUAAUGAGAAAAAAACAAUCUGUUCAUGUGGCUCAUCUACUGUGAUUCAUAGAGCUUUCACAAUUAAUUGUUCAAUCAUUGUUUCCUCUAGGAGAGAGGAUUGCUGCCAGUUUAUACCUGUGAUUUUUUUUUUUUUUUAACUGUGGGGAAAAGAAUUAUCACUUUAUCACCUUCUGCUGUAAUGCCAAGAAGGACUUAAAUGCAUCGAACCCAGAAAAAACAGUCCUCUUGUGGACAUGGGGAAAGGCAUUAGGGGCACUGAGGGCUGGACCCUAUUGUGUUGCCUCAGCACACACAGCUAGCUAUAUAUUAGAGGAAGAUGAGGAGGAAUUUUGACAUUAGCUAACUGUGGUGAAGGUCUUACAUAUAUAGCGGCCAUGAUUCAGAGAGCAACCCAGGAAUGUGACCGAUAGCUGAUUUAUCCUGUUCUAUGAGGAUUGCUUUGUCUACAGCAGGGCUUUAAUGAUUUUUGGUUCAUGUGCUGCCUUAUCUUCUCCAGUUAAAGCAAAAACUAGAGAUACCAAGACUUCCAGCAAGAUGCUGAUUCAUUCACAUGUUCAGCCUUUUUCCUCUACAUCUUUCCCUCAUCUUUUUAAAUAGAGGAAAGGACCUUGGAGCAACAAGAAGUUACUGAUCACUGUUCACAAGGCGAUUUAUACCAGCCUGGGUGAGGGAAGAGGGCAAGAAUGGACAAAGCUGGGGGAUUAGUUGGCUCUGUGUGUCCUCUAGGAACAAAUUCCUUGCUUUUGUGCUAUGGUCCUGCUGCCUUUUCAAGACAACUCUUCGUUUUGCUGAAUGUAAUGGAAUUAGGUGUUUUGCUACAUGGAUUGUUUGUCCAAAAAUAUGCUAAUGAUGUGAUGACCUCUUGUCUUUUGAGUUCAAUAUGUUUUUAAUGUUGGAUUAAAGUCUGGGCAGCCCUCUUCACAGGUUUUGUUACUGUCAGUAACACGGUGGCAUCACAUUUUCUCUAGAUGAUGCCAGCCACGUACUGUAACUGCUCAUCACAUGCAAACUUUUUCUAUUUAUCUGGCCCACAGCUCUAUGAAAAUGUCCUUUUUUUCAUUCUAGCACUCCUCGGGACAACAAAAAUAUGAGGCAAGAGGAUAUAACUUCAUUGUCUUAAAGGAAAUUUUGCAUACAUACAUCCUGCUUAAAAUUGGCUAACGUCUUAGGACUUAACAAUGUAUGCAGAGUUUGAAAUAUUUUUUGAAGCACUCCAGCGUAUACAGUUUGGAAAUAUUUAGAUGUAAUUCUCAGCUUGAAAUAUUAUAGUUCUACCAUCUGGAAAAAGAGAAUAUUUAUAUUCAAGUUACAGAAAGUAUUUUCUGCCUGCUGGAUUUUUUAAUUGUUUUAUUAAUUAAAAUAGAUGAUGGAUGUUUCUCUACUGAUGAGGUAGUGGGUGAGAACACAUUCUUGUUUUCUUCUGAAAGCUGGCCAUAUGUUAAAAAAUAAAAGGCAAAAACUGUUAGAGAAGGAAAA